AUUCAAAAGGCAUGCUAAGAUGGAAAGAGGGAUCUAAAAUGACAACCAGUGCUGCUUGUUACCUAGCUUUAGAAGUAGCUGACAACAUGGUAUUUUUCAAGACCACGGUAAAAUGUACCAGUUGUUUUUCAAUUUGUUUGCAAAAAAAUAUUUUUCAAUAGGAUUAAGAGGAUUGCUUUAGUAAAAUUUGCUUAAAAGAGUGCAUUUUCAAAGGAAUUAGAAGCGUCAAAAUUCGAAAAUCCCCUCCUCCAUCGGGGGCGACCGUGGUGCCGCCUCCCAAUAUAGAUGUAAAAUGUUGCUUAAAUCGAUUGAUUCUCAGGACCUUUAAAAAGCAGAGGAUGGCCAAUAAAUGAUGCGACGUAAAUCUGUUAAAUCUUUCCUUCUUUUCUCUCGAUAAAAUCGUCCCGGCAGCUACAUAACUUGCAUGCUAACAACGGCAUAAUAAUUAACGCGUGACAUGGACAUAAUCUUUCACAAGAACUAUCCCAGAGGUCUUCCAAAACUGAUAAAUCUUCUAUAAAUAUCUCUAAACGACUAAGGACAAAACGAAGGCGACAAGAUCUUUCACAAGCAUCUUGCCCCUAAAACGGUGCAUGCCUAAACUGCUUUCUCUUGCUGCUACUUUUCCAUGAUUCUUACUGCCUAAGAUGAGGUACGGGGCCCCCAUAUAUACUGAACUAAAAACAAUAGACAUACGUAAAUAAAACGGUGAAAGGAAGUAAUCUACUUAGUAACGAGCGGGGUGGGGUAGCGCGAUAUCCUAAAAUACUGGGUUGCUAUGGCGAUCUACUUAACAUGCUGAUAAUUGACGUAGGUAUGAAGUUACUCAAAGAUUAUCCUAAUACACGUGAUAGAAAAAUGCGGAACGAGCAAGGAAAGUUACAGAUAAACAAGAGUGAUUAGAAUCAGACCAUGAAGGAUCAAGGAAGUAAAGUGGAGUUGUUUUAAUCAACGAUGGCGUACAUAAUUCCGUCUUCGCUUUUAAUGAUAGCGAUGUUUAUUUUGAAAUUUGCCAAAGGUCAGUAUGUGCCAAAAUGGUCAUGUGAUUUUGAAGAUGGUUUAUGUGAUUGGUACAAAGUUGAUGUCAAUGGGUUUGGUUGGAAACACAGUGCUGACAGUCCGUACAAAAUCGAAGAUCAUACAAAAGACAGUGUCAAUGGCUCAGUUGCAGUUCUAGCACUAACUGGGGUGAGAUUUGGUGAUGCUGGGAAGCUAGUCUCACCAUUAUUCAAACCAGCAAAUGGCUCUUGUAAGAUGGUUUUCUACUACAAGGUGAUAAGGGAUAUAGAUUAUUACUAUCUUUACCUUAAAGUAGAAAAGGUUAUUAAAAAAAUGGAUGGUAUUUCACGUGUGCGUUUAUUCCGUGCUUCGAUUCGAGAUCAUUAUUGGAAAAGAGGCGAAGUGACGCUAAAUAGCGAUGUUGAUUUUCAGGUGGAGAUUACUGGAAGUUCGCAUUAUGUGGAUGGGAUAAUAGCUCUAGAUGACGUCAUGUUCACUGAAGGCUGUUUUACACAAGAGCUAACGCCAAUCAAAAUUGUCAAGCCUCAGUCAUUACCCAAAUACAAUUUUCCAGAGGGUGUGUUUUACGAGAAGACAGGCAACAGCUGGUCAAUGGUUUGCGAUAAAGACAAGGCACUAGCAGCUUGCAGAUAUCUUGGAUGCAACGGUUUGGCAAAUAGCACCUUGGUAGCAAGAGGUUUUAAGUCAGGCCAGAAGACUUGCCUUUUGAGCAACAACACGCUCUCUAAUUCAAGCAGCUGCCACAAUUCAACUGGCUGCAUUUAUGCUACCUUCUGGAGAUGCAAAUCAGAUUAUAUCAUGACAUGUCCCCGUCUUACCCACAACACCUGUACCAGUGGCGCUGGAAGCCUAAAGUGUUACGAUCGCAAUCAUAGAUGUGACUUCCAUAAGGAUUGUCCAGGGAGUGAAGAUGAAGAGGACUGCAUAGAAUACAAAAGAUGUGAUUUUCAAAACGAUUUCUGCAAUUGGAUACCAUCUAAGCAUACCAAUUUAGAAUGGCAGCGCACAAAAUCAAGAGAAGGCAAUCACUACUAUUUGAAAGCCGACAAUUCACAUUCUCUUCAUACAAAUGAUCAGGGAAAAUUGCUGUUAAAAGAUACCAUUGAAGGCUCCCCCAACGUCACUUGUGUGUUGCGCUUUUCGUAUCAAACAAGCAGAUACUGGAGAGGAAUUCUGCGGGUUUUCUCGCUCACAAGCAACACCGACAGGGUAAUCCAUUCGAUCAGCACCCCGCACCGGCAAGGCUGGUCAAGACAGAACCUUAUCUUACAUACUCUCGGCAAUUUUAGGAUCCGGAUUGAUGUCACAGGCCCAAGCUACCAUGGGUUCUUCAAUCUGGCUAAUAUAUCCUUCUCACCUGAAUGCCUCUUUCGCAAUCACACACAUGUCCCAAGCAAUCGAUCCGAUAUUUUCGUUUGCCAUAGUGGCGAGGAUAUCUCUUCUUCGCUAGUCUGCAACCUCAAUGCGGAUUGCUUUGACGGCAGUGAUGAGAUGAAUUGCAAAAAUCACUCGGAAACAUGCACAUUUGAGAAAUCCUUAUGCAGCUGGCGAAUUGAAGUGAAUGCAGCUACAUUAUUGCGCCGCCACAGAGGUCGUACACCUAGUUCUGGAGUCGGCCCAUCUAAAGAUCACACCAACAAAUUUAUCAGUGGUUAUUAUAUAUACUUGGAAGCAAGUGGCAUAGACCCUGGUCAUAGUGGGUAUCUUGUCAGUGGAUUGAUGCAAAAGCCUUUAUCUGGAAUAUGCAUAUUUCGCUGGUUUUAUCAUAUGCGCCAGGGGUAUUAUUAUGGAAAAGGGAAGUUGGAGGUCAUGUACUAUGAUCCAAUGAGCCGCAUUGAGAAGAUUUUGUGGACGAAAGAAGGUGAUCAAGGAUACUCGUGGAAAUAUGGCCGUGUCACCUUCAACGUCGCGUCUCUGUUUUACAGGAUAAAGCUGAAAUUCACGCGUGGAGAUUCAUAUCAAAUUGAUGUUGCUGUUGAUGACGUAUCAUUUUCAGAUGAAUGCUACAAUAUACAAAAAUACAACGCACUCACAAUAAAACAAGUCUGCAAUACAGGCCAGGUUAUGUACAAGGUAGAAAAUCGCUCUGCAUCCAUUUUUUACGAAUACAACACCAAGCUAGGUAGCCACCUCCGCUGCCAGUGGCUUAUCACCGCAGAUCCAAGGCUACGAAUCCACUUAUCGGCAGAAUAUUUUCACACAGCUUACAACGAUAAAGUAUUGAUCCGUCACGACCACAGCAUUGAAAUCUCUGGGGUGAGAGCCCCAUUUCAACUGGUUUCACCAAGCAAUAUUCUACGAAUUGAGUUUAAUGCAACUCAUAUGAACACUUCACAAGGAUUUGCAUUCAACAUCUCUUCAACUGAUGCACAAAUGCAUUCUGCCAAACCAUACGAUCUUCCAAGUGGUUCUGGAACCAUAGAGCUAAUCUUAAAGUGUCGCAAUCAAGCCCAAACUUCUCAGUUGAUAAGGUAUUCUGGUACAAUUAAACCGCGCCUCCGAUUUAGUUCCGGCACCUACUUCAAUGACGAAGAUUGCGUCUACAAGUUCCAUGCAACUAACGGAUAUCGGAUGCGUUUCAAUUUCGGAUUUUUCCAAACAGAAAGUGGUCCUGAUUAUGUUGAAGUUUUGCACAGUGGAAUUAUUGGAAAAGGAUUAUUUUCUGGUGACCUUGAUCCCUUCUACUUUGUAUCAAAGGGAAGCUGGCUUUCGUUUCGGUUUAAAACAAACAAUGCUCAUGUAGAACGUGGUUUCAUCCUUCAAGUUUCGUUAACUGCUUCACCAGCCAUAGGAGUAACAAAGGACCAAAAGACCUUGACUACAGCUCUCCCCAGGACAAUCCCGGUUUCAGUUCAACCUUAUCAGUUCCUUACUCAGGAGUGCCAAAGGCCUGUUAGAAUGCUUUGGUCUGGUGACAAGUUCUUUGGUUCGUUGCGCCCACUUGGCGCCUUUCUUCGAUACUGGUCAAUUAACUGCAUGUGGACCGUACCAAAAAAAGCUGAUUUCAAAUACGUCAUUGAAAUCACUCACGCAUACCUUGAUGAUGUCAUAUCGUUACUGAAGAUCACUGAUGAAACGCACUCGUCGACGCGUACACUUAGUACAUUUACGCAAGCUCGCAAUUGGGAGAAUCUUAUCGUUGUCAGCGAUGGGAAGUUCACCGUAAAGAGCAUGCUUAAGGCCUACUCGUUAAAUGUUUCUGUUAUCUCAUACUCCAUUUACCCUGGCUGUUAUUCCAACUCACUUAAAUAUGAAUACCACUUCAAGUACACUUCAGCUCAAACAAAGACGCAAUGUAUUUAUGAAUGCAAAACCAACAGCUACAAGUAUGCGUUCGUCGAUCAGAAUCACUUUGGCUGUUAUUGCGGGAAUAUCGAGCCAUCCCGGAAGGGUUUCGACAUGGUGCACCCGAGGUUUUGUUCUAGUCCACCGCUCUACAGGCAUUGCACUGUUGGAAAUUGCCUCAGAGGGGGAUUUGGCAAGCUGUAUUUAACUGUGCCUGAUGCCUUCAACACAACGACCCCAGCCAAAAAAGUUUCUUCUGGAAACCUUUCAGCGGAACUUAUCGGCUCUUCCUUUGGCAUAAUGGCCUUUCUGGUCCUUACGUUUAUUUUCAUAAGAUACAGGAUAAAGAAGAGACAGAGAGCUGAACGUUCUAAUCGUGGAGCAAAUCAAUAUUUGCCAGUCCAAACUCCUGAUGUUUGUUACGCGCCUGACUCUGCUCUUGGAGAUGCAUCACCUUCAUAUUCAGAUGCCACAAAAGAAGGGGUCGUUUUCAUGGACUCAAGGAACGCUGUUGCCCUUUGUCAGUGGAAACGCCAUCAGGGGCUGAAGCUCAUCGAAACCAAACCCCGUUAUUAACGAGUCUUAGUCAGCUCUCGAGUCCCAGAGUGGUAUUACCGGCUGUCGACGAUGGCGAUUCAAGACCAGGCUCCGCAGCCCUGAUAAGAUCUCGACCAGCAUCCGCAGCCUCGGUUGACUCUGUCUCCGAUUCAUUGCACCCUUUGGUAUGACCCACAACGAGGCACCAAAGAAACCCCAAUAGAAUGCUCCCGCCACUGCAAGUUCGAGUCAGGGCUACAGACAAUCGAAAUCCUGGCAGUGACGUAUGAAACCUUGUAUAGCUAACAUGCAAACAUUGUAAAUACAACGUAUAUCUGUAGAUCCGUACAUGUCAAAUUAGAGGAACAAGGAAAUCAGAGCACCAUUACCGCCGGACCAAUCAAGAACUUUCCUGGGGUCUGGGACCCUUGAUAAAGUCAUUGUUGUUUUGUCAGAAGCUUUGUUACAUCUUGGUCGGGCCCCUCUCAGCUAAGGGCACGGGGAAAUCUGCCUUCCCUACCUCGCCUGCUUUCCUUGUGCCCCUGCCAAUUAUUGAGAGAACAUGUGAUUUGUGUUGGGGCAAUGAGCUUUGCGGCAUAUACAUUUACCAAAAACA
Molecule: messenger RNA, 5458 nt
Organism: Rhopilema esculentum
Lineage: Eukaryota; Metazoa; Cnidaria; Scyphozoa; Rhizostomeae; Rhizostomatidae
Source: RefSeq, a predicted model, not a curated record